AUGCGUCCCUUGACAGCCGAAGAAACAACCACUCUAUUUGAGAAGCUUGCUAAAUAUGUGGGUGCCAACCUCAAACAUUUGAUUGACAGACCUGACGAGACAUACUGUUUCCGUCUUCAAAAGAACAAGGUUUAUUAUCUUAGCGAAUCAAUGAUGAGAAUGGCAGUGAGUGUGGGUCGUGAUCAGCUUGGCUCUGUAGGUGUUUGUUUCGGUAAAUUCACAAAGACUGGUAAAUUCAAGCUUCAUAUUACUGCUCUCGAUCAUUUAGCACAAUAUGCCAAGCACAAGAUUUGGAUCAAGCCUAAUGGUGAGAUGCCCUUCUUAUACGGCAACCACAUUGUGAAAGCACAUUUGGGUAGAAUUACAGACGAUACUCCUGAACAUACUGGUGUUAUUAUCUUUUCCAUGACUGAUUCACCAUUGGGUUUCGGUGUUACUGCAAGAUCCACCAUGGACAUGAAGAAGCUUCAACCUACAGAUAUCAUUGUUUUUCAUCAAGCCGAUGUUGGAGAAUACCUUCGUGAAGAAGAUACUUUGUUUUAA
Messenger RNA from Mucor velutinosus, 543 nucleotides. RefSeq lists its product as uncharacterized. Gene Ontology annotation, cellular component: nucleolus; nucleus; preribosome, large subunit precursor. Gene Ontology annotation, molecular function: RNA binding. NCBI's taxonomy places the organism in Eukaryota, Fungi, Mucoromycota, Mucoromycetes, Mucorales, Mucoraceae. The transcript has 5 exons. Gene Ontology annotation, biological process: ribosome assembly; ribosomal large subunit biogenesis. The record is from RefSeq and is a predicted model, not a curated record. The coding region runs from base 1 to 543 and encodes 180 amino acids.